This is a messenger RNA of Acanthoscelides obtectus, 529 nucleotides long. The record is from the annotation of a GenBank genome assembly. Lineage: Eukaryota; Metazoa; Arthropoda; Insecta; Coleoptera; Chrysomelidae.
CCAAAGAAAACCCGAACUUGAGCAUUUGCGGAAGCAGCUUGGGACAUAAUUAGGUUUAACUGAUGCGCAUAGCAAUGCACAUAGUGAGCAAAUGGAUAUCUUUGUUUAAUUUUUGCCUGUACUCCAGCAUUAUGUCCGCUCAUUACCGCGGCUCCGUCAUAGCUUUGUGAAAUCAGUUUGUUAGGGAAAUUUCCUAUUAAUGGAUCUACGACGCUCAAAAUAUGUUUGAGAAUCCGCGUCACACUUUUCGGAAUUCUAUAAUUCCAAAAACGUUCUACUGGUUCGCCGUUAAAUACGUAUCUGAAAAUUGUUACCAGUUGGGUUUUCCCCGAAAUGUCCGUUGGUUCAUCUGCUAUUAUCGCCAAAUACAAGGCUCUGUUAAUCUGUUUUAUUAUUUCAUCAUGACAAACUUAGUCAAGUCUGAAACGUGCUACAAUACUUUCGGAAACCUUGGUACUUAAAAAAAUUUGAGUAUGGAGUGAUAUAUUCAAAAUUGGAAAAGAGAGUCCGCAAAUGUUAACAAAUCAAC